AUGAGUAUGACUAGUCCAGAGUACAGCAUGGAUGCGAUAGGUCAGCCUAUGGCUGCGAAAGAAGAAGAGCAACCGCAGAUACUUCCAUAUCACGAUAUGACUCGGUCGAAGGCACCGGAAUGCUCGCCGACGACAACCAUAUUCAACUUCCCUUACCCACACUUCGCUUUGUUAUACAUCAACCGCAAUGGAGAGCUCGGUGUGGAGGCUUCGUCUUCUAUCGCAAGUUAUGAGAAAGCGAUCUUCACGCACGACGUUAAGGAGAGGUUUCUUAAAUCAGCCACGGUCGGAUGGCAGCCUGAUUUGCAAAGUUAUCAUACCAACUCCGUGGGUCACAUGGACGGCGAUGUCAAACCCUUCUUAUCAAACACUCCCUUUACUCUACAACAACAUCACCACCAUCAUCAAGCAGGCUGGUAUCAGCCCGAGUUAAUUCCUUGCGAGUGGCAGUCACUGCAGAACAAGCGUCAUAGGCGAAACCUCAGACGCGUGAGCUCCGAUGUCCAUCGUGAUUCGGACUCGGAUUCUCCUGGCGCCACGAUCAGGUGGACGGCACUUCGACUUGGGCAAAAGGAUCUUUUACGGACUUACUAUGAGAAAGCAUUUGAGAAUUUCCAACAGCUUAACUGCAGAGCAAUUGCAAAGGCCUUCGUCAAACUGGUCGAGCCCCGCAAGCAAGUCAACCACCCAUACAAUGGACGAAAGACCACUGCAGGGUCGUCUCAGCGAGUAGAUCCAGAAUUAACGAAGCCAAAAUGGUGGCCUACGGGUGUCACACAUAGGGAGCCCGAUCAUCUUCUGAAAGCUGAGCGAAUUCGGCUUCUUGUACAUAUUUUGUGCGAGUUGAAAGACAGCCAUGGGAUAACGGCAGAUAAGCUCAAAGAUGCCGGACAAGAUGUACGGCGACAGAUCAUGCCGGCAGAGCGUUUACGGGUAUUGGAUGAGAUUUACUAUGUUCGAGAGAUGGAAGAGCUCUACCUAGAUGGCAAAAUCAGCGGCGACACUAUUAUCCACGUCUCCCAUGUCCACCUGGCUGAAGCCGGUACUGACUCCGAGUUGCACGAGAAUUCACCCAGCGACUACUCCAAUCAACUGGUUAAUCCUGCUGUCAAGUCUAAGCGAGAUGCUUCCAACAUGUCCGAGAGUCAUAAGCCAGGCUACGAGAGCGAUGUACAUCCCUCCACCGAGCACAACCAGCCAGUAAGACAACCGCUGGGUCAAAUCUCCUGUGCUCCUUUAUCCCCACUUUCAACUCCCUCUAUUAGUCGAAAGAGUUCCUUGGAGAGUAGCUUAACGACAUAUUCUUCUGACCUGACUUCGUCUAUGUUGUCGUCCAAUGAGGCCAAUCGAGUAUAUGCAUCGAAAGACAUCAAUGCUACCGGGUCGUGUAUUCCAGGUUAUUUUGCCCAACAUAUCUCUCCACAGACUACUGGACAAAAUACUCAGACCGGAUUUUGGAACAAUAUCCCUCAGGGGCAUCAGUCGCUUGCGUUUCAAGGAUACUAA
Molecule: messenger RNA, 1506 nt
Organism: Aspergillus bombycis
Lineage: Eukaryota; Fungi; Ascomycota; Eurotiomycetes; Eurotiales; Aspergillaceae
Product: DUF2841 domain-containing protein
Exons: 5
Coding region: 1-1506 (501 amino acids)
Source: RefSeq, a predicted model, not a curated record